AUGUUUACCUUUAAAGGUUGUCUCCGGAUAAGCCCCGGACCCCACGGAGCAGACUUCAUCAGGAUUACACAGACCACAGCGGACCCCACAGAGCAGACUUCAUCAGGAUUACACAGACCACAGCGGACCCCACAGAGCAGACUUCAUCAGGAUUACACAGACCACAGCGGACCCCACAGAGCAGACUUCAUCAGGAUUACACAGACCACAGCGGACCCCACAGAGCAGACUUCAUCAGGAUUACACAGACCACAGCGGACCCCACAGAGCAGACUUCAUCAGGAUUACACAGACCACAGCGGACCCCACAGAGCAGACUUCAUCAGGAUUACACAGACCACAGCGGACCCCACAGAGCAGACUUCAUCAGGAUUACACAGACCACAGCGGACCCCACAGAGCAGACUUCAUCAGGAUUACACAGACCACAGCGGACCCCACAGAGCAGACUUCAUCAGGAUUACACAGACCACAGCGGACCCCACAGAGCAGACUUCAUCAGGAUUACACAGACCACAGCGGACCCCACAGAGCAGACUUCAUCAGGAUUACACAGACCACAGCGGACCCCACAGAGCAGACUUCAUCAGGAUUACACAGACCACAGCGGACCCCACAGAGCAGACUUCAUCAGGAUUACACAGACCACAGCGGACCCCACAGAGCAGACUUCAUCAGGAUUACACAGACCACAGCGGACCCCACAGAGCAGACUUCAUCAGGAUUACACAGACCACAGCGGACCCCACAGAGCAGACUUCAUCAGGAUUACACAGACCACAGCGGUCAUAA
Knipowitschia caucasica is the source of this 792-nucleotide messenger RNA. NCBI's taxonomy places the organism in Eukaryota, Metazoa, Chordata, Actinopteri, Gobiiformes, Gobiidae. The record is from the annotation of a GenBank genome assembly.